This is a messenger RNA of Fulvia fulva, 957 nucleotides long. Its product is annotated as Glycerol 2-dehydrogenase (NADP(+)). Gene Ontology annotation, cellular component: cytosol. The transcript has a single exon. The record is from RefSeq and is a predicted model, not a curated record. Gene Ontology annotation, molecular function: aldose reductase (NADPH) activity. The coding region runs from base 1 to 957 and encodes 318 amino acids. NCBI's taxonomy places the organism in Eukaryota, Fungi, Ascomycota, Dothideomycetes, Mycosphaerellales, Mycosphaerellaceae.
AUGUCGAGCGGCAAGACUUUCAAGUUGAACAACGGCGUGACCGUCCCAGCAGUGGGAUUUGGCACGUUCGCCAACGAGGGCGCAAAGGGCGAGACAUACAAAGCUGUGACACACGCGCUCAAGACCGGCUACCGACACCUGGAUUGCGCAUGGUUCUACCAGAAUGAGGACGAAGUUGGUGAUGCAGUGCAAGAUUUCCUGAAGGAGAGCGGCCUGAAGCGCAGUGACAUUUUCAUCUGCACUAAAGUGUGGCAGCACCUGCACGAGCCGGAGGAGGUGAAGUGGUCGCUCCAGAGCUCCCUCGAGAAACUGAAUACCGAUUACGUCGACCUCCUCUUGGUACACUGGCCAAUUGCUGCAGUUUCGGAUGAGAAGCACAGGCCAAAGUUGAACGAGAAGGGCCAGUAUAUCAUCAAGGAGGAGCUCACAAAGAACCCACAGCCUACCUGGAGGGCGAUGGAGGAGAUACAUGAGUCCGGCAAGGCCAAGGCCAUCGGCGUAUCCAACUGGACCAUCCCAGGCCUUAAAGAUGUGCUGAGCUGGGCCAAGGUUAAGCCGGCGGUCAACCAGAUUGAGAUUCACCCAUUCCUUCCUAACGAGGAGCUCGUGCAGUUUUGCUUCCGAAGCGACAUUCUGCCAGAGGCAUACUCUCCUCUCGGCUCCCAGAACCAAAUCCCUACCACUGGCGAGAAGGUCAACACCAACCCAGUGCUCAACAAAAUCGCAGAGAAGGGCGGUAACACUCUCGCACAGGUGCUGAUCGCAUGGGGUAUCCGCCGCGGAUAUGUCGUGCUGCCAAAGAGCUCCACGCCUUCGCGUAUCGAGAGCAACUUCAAGAGCAUCGAGCUCACUGACGAGGAUUUCGAGGCCGUGAAUGAAGUCGCGAAGGGCCGCCACACUCGGUUCGUCAACAUGAAGGAUACGUUCGGCUACGAUGUCUGGCCAGAGGAGGCUUAG